GAAGAGUUGAUUCCGUUGCUGACGAUUUGCCACAGCGUUUUUGGAUAUUUCGAAGAUCGACCUAACCUGAUGGAUGAAUUAUCUCUCACAGCACCAUCAUUGAAACCACAACAGCCGGCUUUGCUUCGAGACGUGCUAUUUGUCGCUGAGCAUGCCGAUAGGAUAAACACAUAUAUUCGCGCCACUCCAGAUAUGGCGCUGCUGCCGAUCUCUGAUGCACAGUCACAGUGCCUCGCUGAGCUUGUCAACCAUGUACGAAAAAUUUGA
Cylicostephanus goldi is the source of this 267-nucleotide messenger RNA. Lineage: Eukaryota; Metazoa; Nematoda; Chromadorea; Rhabditida; Strongylidae. The record is from the annotation of a GenBank genome assembly.